Molecule: messenger RNA, 3201 nt
Organism: Miscanthus lutarioriparius
Lineage: Eukaryota; Viridiplantae; Streptophyta; Magnoliopsida; Poales; Poaceae
Source: the annotation of a GenBank genome assembly
AUGGCUAAGUACAUAAUUACACAACAACCGGACCUCGAGUGCGCAAGUUGUUUGAUGAAGCACUUAACCGAUCUUUUUAUUUAUCUUUACGGCCAGGCUGGAUGGAUAUCUCAAGACUUGGAACAAAAACUCGAUUGGUUUGGAUUGGUGAUGUGGAAUGUUGGGGUCGGACCCACAGCAUGUUUCACACGAGCUAUCUCAAGCAUCACUCGGGACGUACUCCUAAAGAUCAAGAGAUAUGGCCCCUAUGACCACGUGAUAGAGGUGGACAUGAAGCGAGCAGCAGCACAGCUGGCAAGAACAAGCCUUAGCAUUAAUGACAAGCUGCAUAUAAAAGUGGCGGAGCAGCUCGGGCUACUCGACCAAGAAUACGACAGGCUCUUGGAAGAGGAUGACGAGCUGCGGUACUAUACCUAUGGCCUCAACCCUUCAUCGUCCUUACUGGAUAAGCUUUCAACAUCAUCUGCAGCUGCAGGACCUCAAAUAAUCCAAAAGCUAGUGAUCAAGAAGUACCUGCUGGUGGUCGAGAACAUCGACGAGCCCAUCAAGCCCAUCAACCUUACUGCUCCAACAGAGGGCUUAUGCUUUCCUGCCCCUGGGUGGAAAGGCUCCUUUUGGUGCGUAUCCACCACCACUCAAGAUGUGUACGGAAGGAGCCAGCCAUCAGAUUAUCCUUGUCUAAUCGAAUCUUUUAGUGGGGAUGAUAUGUACAUCUUGGCUGCGGUCGCCCACAAAGACGAGCAAUAUUGGCACCACGUGGCUGUCCGGUGCUUUCACUACGCCACCAAGCUCCUUCCCCCCCACUGUUCAUCGCCUCAUGGAGAUGGAGGCCAGAAGAGAUCUGCUGCAUUGGCCGACAUUACUUCAGAUGAGCUGAUACGCCAGUGGUCUGCACAAGGCAUCCUUGUCAUGGACACAGAAAGAACGGGGGAGACUACAGGCAGUAGUUAUGAUGGCAAAUACAGUGAUAUAUACCAAGUUGGAAAUCUCAUCCUUGAAGCUUUCCGAGAGUACACCUUGCUGGAGAUCCCCUUUCCUCCUGUGACGACUGAAGCUGAAGAAGCCACAAAAUCUGCUGCACACUUCCUAGCAUGUCACAACCUCAUCGCAGAGCACCACACAACCGAUGAACUUUGCGACGGAGACCAUCCUAGGUUGGAACACAUGCAAUGGAUCUCACAUGUGGGAGACCAAGGAUGGCAUUUAAGCAGGGAAUGGUUGAGCUACGGAGCUAGUGGCCCAACAACACUCAUUUUAAGGCAUUGCUCACAGCAAUCAAGGUUGCUCAUGAAGCUUGAAUCCGAUCAUUUCUUUGCCAAACUCCCCUGUCUUCAUGCUGUUGAUCUCUCCUACACUCCACUAAAAUCACUUCCUCCAUCAAUCUGCUACCUCCAAGAACUCCAGUACCUUUCCCUUAGGGGCUGCUUUAACCUCACGAGUCCAUUCAGCUUCCCCAACACUGAAAUUACUCUCAAUGAAAUCAAUAGCAGCAAAAAUCUCAACUUGCUCUGCUUUGAUCUUUCCUACUCAAAUAUAAACACAUUCCACAACGACUUCUUCUGUAGCAUGCCUAAUCUGCAAGAGCUCUUGCUUGUCAAGUGCUCCAACCUUGAGGAAUUGCCACCUUCCGUUGGUGCUUUGUCUAGUUUAACAAAACUCGAGCUCACAGGGACUCAAAUUAAAUAUUUUCCUGGGCAAAUGUUUGAAGAAAUGAAGAGGCUUGGAUCAGCCAAGAUAAUCGAGAACAAGGAAUUGUUUUUUGCACCAGCAGGGUUGUUUUCUAAAGCACCUGGGUUGACCGAUUUACACAUUGAAGGAUGUGAAUCAAUUACAGGGGUAGAGGUAACCUUAGAGAGGCAUCCAACCCUGAGAUCAUUCUCAUUUAUUGGCGCACCUCACAUGAAGCGGUUGUCCUUGCGUGGAUGUAGAAAGUUGGAGUAUAUUGGUAUUAAGGAGGUGGGUGAUUUGGAGGAGCUUGAUCUGUCUGCUACGGCUAUCAAGGAGCUCCCAGAUAGCAUCCCUAAUCUGCCAAAGCUUAGAAAAUUGCUUGUCCUGGGUGUUCCUUCCCUGAGACGAUUUCCUUGGCAUAAGCUGCAGAGACUCCCGGAUGUGUUUUGCUUGGAUCAGUGCUCAAACAGAACCAUUAAUCAUUCGGAUCAUCCACAAGGUGCUCAGGUGUGCAUAAGUGAUUCCAGAUUGUUUUAUAGCUUCGGUCAUGACACCAUGAAUUCAGUAAGGGCUGGAGAACUUUUGACAACUUUCUAUGUUCGAGUUACAUCAUGCAAGUCCACAAGCAGCAAGUUAAAGGAUGAAGAGGGCAUGGUGAUGAUCAACAAGGUUCAGAUGGCACCACCAGCUUACGCUGAUGUAAACCGUCUGUAUCUGACAGACGGAGUCUCUAUGGUGUCAAUGGAUGACGUACCUCCCUUUCGGGUGACCAAGCGUCACGUGGAGAUCUCAGCUGCUGAUCGGUAUCCCCGUGGUCUGACAUAUCUUCUGAAAGUCACCAAAUCAAUUAGCAUGUUGGGUGAUACUCAUGUCUCCUGUCUCAGUGAUCUGGGCCUGGGUGAUUAUAGUUGUUUCGAUGAGCUAGAGGAGUGCAUGCUCCGACGGUGCCAUCGGAUGGUGCAGGUCUUCAGUCAUUACCGGGUUGCAUUAUCUCUACAAAAUGCACAUUUCUACAGUGGUGGUGGUUAUAAUUUCAAUGCACUGAAGCACCUCUUCUUAGAGUACUGCCCGAGGUUGGAGGGCAUCGUUCCACGUAAUUGUGAGCUACCAAGCCUUGAGACGCUGGAUAUCCUGUGCUGCUACAACCUCAAGGCAAUUUUCUAUGACUGCUGGUUACACGCUCCCGUGUCUCCGGAGGAUACGGCUCCAGGAGCUGCCACUGCUGGAGCAUCUCCACGUCGACAACCCCAUGCUGAUCGCGCCUGCGUGGGAGGAGCUCCACGUCCGCGGCUGCUGGAGCUUGCGCCACCUCCCACGCUUCCACCAACAACCAGACAAGGCCGUGGAGGUGAGCGGCGAGCUGGCCUGGUGGAACAAGCUGUGCUGGGAUGGCACACACCCACACCAUGGCAGCUACAAGCCCAUGCUUCCCCCAGCUUUCGCUUCGCGCCGCGAGCGGGUCGUCAUCGAGAGCUAUCUCAGAUGAAUGAAUAUACCAUGCCCAAGCGCAAGAUUGAUAAAUCAUCCAGUUAA